This is a messenger RNA of Strongylocentrotus purpuratus (purple sea urchin), 3052 nucleotides long. Its product is annotated as histone-lysine N-methyltransferase PRDM9. Gene Ontology annotation, cellular component: nucleus. Gene Ontology annotation, molecular function: protein binding. The coding region runs from base 152 to 2377 and encodes 741 amino acids. The record is from RefSeq and is a predicted model, not a curated record. Lineage: Eukaryota; Metazoa; Echinodermata; Echinoidea; Camarodonta; Strongylocentrotidae. The transcript has 6 exons.
AGACUAGACUGUAAACUGGGAGUGUGUGAGAGAGAGAGCCGACUCGGCUAGGGCCUAUAGGGCUUGGUGAUAAUGUGUUUAUGAUAUUUAUAUCACCAAGCGCAAGCCUUAAUUGGCUCCCAUAAACGUGCGCAGAGAGGCAGUACGAGCCAUGGACGAUAACUAUCCGCCUGGUUUCUACUGCCCUGAAAGGGAACAACAACCUUCACAGCAACCGCCACCACACCAGCAACAUGUUGCACCCUACCCCAUGGACCUACCAUACCACACAACCUCACAACACCAGCCUGAGUUCCUAGUAGAUCAGCCUCUGAGAGUAUUCCCUGCACAGCACCCUGGGGCCGCCAUACUGAGAUCUGUAUUUCACGAAUCUACACCAAUGCUUCCAAGCCCAAGUCUUGUGCAGCAAACUCGUCAGCAAUCACCCUUCACUGCUAGAGGUCAUGGGGUCAAAUCUACAGCUCCGAGUCUGUCCGCAGAUUUUACCGCACUCCAGCCUCAAGGCGAGACAACUGCACCACCUCCUCGUAAGAAAUCACAAUGUAAAGAACAAAGUGCUCCAGCCACAAACUCCUCAUCCUCGGAUACGGCCCAGCUUCUCGUGGCUCUCAAUCUCAAAAAGAAUGCAAUCAUAUCCUCGAGUCAAGAACUUCCAAAGGGCCUCAUCUUCAAGGUGGCUUCGGAGGACAAGGUGGAGGGAGUGGUUGCCAAGGAUACAAUGGAGAAAGGGGUGGAGUUUGGACCAUACACAGGAACACUACUUGAUGAGGAGCAGGGAUGGUCCAAGGACACAUCAUGGGAGAUAUGUAAUCCAGGCGGAAUUUUCUUCUACAUUGACGGACGUAAAAACUGGAUGUCUCAUCUGAGAUGUGCAAGGAGUGAAGAGGAACAGAACAUGGAAGCAUAUCAGUAUUACGGCAAUAUCUACUUCAGAAGCACAAAGGUCAUUGAACCAGGAAGUGAACUAAAAGUGUUCUACAGCGAGGUGUAUGGGAAGUAUGUCAGAAUUCAUACAAGACUUGAGGAUCUCAAAUUUGACCAAGGUACUCAGAAGUUCCAAUGCAGCCAGUGUGAGGGUCUGUUCACAUCUGCCAAACUAAUCCUGAGACACAUCAGAUGUGAACACACCAGCCGUAUACCAGAUGAGAUGAUCCCUGUCCUGACAUACAAGAAGAAGAAGAAGAAACCGGCAGAAACUGAGUUGACGAUUAAACAGCAUGUCAGGAAAGAGAAACUAGACAGUGACAUGAAUGACAGUGAUGACACGAAAGAGUUGGUUUUCAAGUGUGGAACCUGUGGGAAGAUCUUUCCUUCCUGCGGUAGACUGAAGGCACACGAGUUGUUCCAUGAAAACAGCCAAGAACAUGCUUGUCCUGUGUGUGCUGAAGGACAGGCGAAUGCAAAGACCCUUGCCAUUCACAUGAAAAAACAUGAACCCAAGUUCUACAGGUGUAAGAAAUGCAACCAAAAGUGCAAAACAAAGACUGCCCUCAAUAAACAUGAGAGAGAAGUCCAUGGGCAUCAAUGCAGGUUCUGUUCGGAACGGUUCUUUAAGAAGAGUGAAUGUAUGAAGCAUGAGCAGACACACCAAGCUUUCAAGUCUUUAAAGCCUGCUGCGAAGAAGCAUGAAUCACUGUCAAAGACUCAGGCGUCACCUCCAACGAUCCACCAGCCUUCUGAACCAUCGCCCUCGGAGCCCAGAGACAUGCUUGGUAAGAGCACCAAUUACUACUUACAGCAACGACCCUUCAAGUGCCGCUUCUGUCCCAAGAGGUAUGUCUUACGUAAAAAGGUAAAUGAACAUGAGAAGGAGUGUCAUACAGGAGAAGCGGCAUUCAAGUGCACCCAUUGUCCUAAGAUCUUCACCAGCAAGGCUGCAAUGAUGAUCCAUAUGAAAUGCCAUGAGCAGCACCGCAUGUAUCGCUGCACACUCUGCCCAAGAAGCUUUGCAUCGGAGAGCGCCCUAAACAACCAUCAAGGAGAACAUACCGGACUGAAGCCAUUCAAAUGCGAAGUCUGUGGCAAAGGAUUCAGAGUUAAGAAAGCUGUCUAUGCUCAUCGGAGACGCAUGCAUCAGGAACGACCAAAACGAUUCUUUUGCUCAGUCUGCGACAAAGGGUUUGCCGAUAAAGCGAAUCUUGUCAAACACGAGAGACGCCACAAGGGCAUCAGGCCUUACGUUUGCCUAGAAUGCGGGAAAGCGUUCACAGGAAAUUGCGCUCUCACAGCUCACAAGAUCGCAUUGCAUACUGCCGAGAAGGCCUUUUCUUGUGAGAUCUGUAAUAAAACCUUCUCUUUGAACCAGCAUUACACUUAUCACAUGUUCAAGCAUAGAGUACAAGGAGAUGCUAGUCUAUGUGAGAGUUCAAAGCAAUGAAUUUAACCAACUCAAUACAGGAGCAGGGUUGUUCUAUAUAAACACCUUUGUUACUAAUACCAGCAUUUUUAUCGCUUUCUCUAUUAUUUUGAGAAAGUAAGCAUUUUGUAAAUGAGUAUGUCUUAUUUUUGUUUACCACGCCUUAUCCAAGGGUAGGGAUGAAAGGUGAAUGCUUCAGUUAGUAUCUAAAGAUUACUAAGCCUUUUAAAACAAAUUGUUGUAUUGCCCUUUGUGACCGACUGAAAAUGUUUAAAGUCUAUGGUUGGCUUUUUAUUUAACAUUUUUUUAAACUUUUUUUUAGAAGAAAAAAUGUUAAAUGAUGUUUUUUGUUUUUAUUUUUUUUCUUCAAAUCGAAUGACCGACCAAGGUGCUGGCAUCUAUUUAAAAGGGCAAUACCAAAUCUUUUUUGGGGGCCUUAUUAGGCACGUUCAAGAAGAGAAUAUUGAUACAAGCAUGUCAUACAACUGCUCAGGGUUUCAUGGAUGUUUGACUCACCGCUUGAUUCUAUAUUACAUCUUUGUAUUUCAUUUAUUCCUUCAUUCAUUCAUUCUAAGGUUUAUUGAAUUAUAAAUUCCUUGUUAAAACAGUCGGGAGACUGAUACAAACAAGUUGAAAUGUUCAAAAAUAUAAAUGUAAAAAACAAAUACAUCAUUAUGGAAAAGAAACAAAAAUUUA